AUGGCGUCUACAAAUGAUUCCAUGGUCUCCAUCGACCGGGUUUAUCUGGACACCCUCAUCAGAAGAGCUCAGUUAAACGCCGAUAAUGAUCCUAACUCAAGUUACCUCACCAUCACAAUUACCCGCGCCGAGCAUGACGUCCUUGUCAAAAAGGCUCGAGAAUUCGCAAACUUGCGCCGCAACCUCGUGCGAGGUGGUGUAACGGAAGCUACCCUUGCUGUAUUGACCUGUGACGAGUCCAACUAUCAAGAGGAUGGUGUUGGAGAGCAGACCACUUCACCAUCCGAGGCUCCUCAGAACAAGACUCAACGCCGAGUCAGCCAGCCACGCGUAAAGGCGGCCACGGCUACGCGAGGAAACCAAAUCUCAAGCCGACCUACCAUCCAGCAACCUGUCAAGCAUGAGUGGGCUGAGGAGGAGCCCGUCAUCCUCGACGAAUCAGAGUCGACAAUUUCUCCUGUUGAGCCUGAGCCUAAGCCUGAACAUGGGUUUGGGAAUCAAAAUGAUACCCAGUCGCCCAUGCGGCCUCAGUUCGAGCGCUUGGCCACCAGGACCAUCUUUAUCUCGAACCUCGCCGAAGGCACAACUCAUGCUGAUAUCGUUGAUGUUGUUCGUGGUGGUCAGCUUCUGGACAUCUUCAUAAGACCCCAUGACCGGAAUGCCCAUGUGUCUUUCCUACAUGGCACGGACGCAGCGGCCUUCCUUGAGCAUAGCCGGCGUCAUGAUCUGUACAUCAGGCAGAAAAGAGUUGACGUUCGAUGGGCUGAUCGACACUUCAAUUUGCCCGGUCAUGUUGCGAGCAAGCUCGGCACUGGUGCUACCCGCAAUCUCAUCAUUCGACGAUGCGACCCGAAGCUCACUGAGGAGGAGAUCCGCGAUGACAUGGAGCACAUCCACAAUUUGAUUGUCAUCACUGUCAGGUUCCGUGGUGGAAGCUGCUACAUCAACACGAACUCAGUGCACAAUGCCAUGUUUGCGCGGACCUGCAUGAUGAGUCGAUUCAAAUACAAGGGAUCUAGGAUCGAGUGGGGUGUCGAUGAGUGUGCGCAGCCCUUGCCAGCCGAACCUCAGCGAAUCCAGACUCAAGUACCCCCGACCAGACGCCCAAUGAAUCCUAUGGCCAACCGUUUCGAGCUUUUGAAGUUGGACAAGGCUGAGGAGGACGAGGAAAACAUUCGGCCAGAGUUUCACACAAGCUCCCGGCUGAAGAUUGUGGUUUGA
Molecule: messenger RNA, 1221 nt
Organism: Colletotrichum godetiae
Lineage: Eukaryota; Fungi; Ascomycota; Sordariomycetes; Glomerellales; Glomerellaceae
Exons: 7
Coding region: 1-1221 (406 amino acids)
Biological process (GO): mRNA splicing, via spliceosome
Cellular component (GO): cytoplasmic stress granule
Molecular function (GO): mRNA binding
Source: RefSeq, a predicted model, not a curated record